AUGGAUGUAUGUGAGAUUAUUGCUUGGUGUAAAGAGAAGAAUGUUGCGCUUGAGAAUGCUGUUGUUUUAAGCAAUGUGCCACUGGACAUUACAGACACAGUUAUAUAUAGGGUGCUAGACACAGUUAAGGGAACUGGAAAGACAAAAGUGCAUGGUCGAUGCAGUGAUAAAACAGGUAGGGAGCAAUUUGUCUUAGUAGAGACUUCUAAAAAGGUUUCUGAAAUUUCUUUCCCAGCUUUUAUUGGAAUUCCUGAUGAAAUAGGCCCAUGGUCCACUCAAGUACUUAGUGCUACAUCCCCUUCAUCUGGCAGUAGUAAAGGUGAAGAGUUCCAUACUAAGCUUAUGUCUUUCUUGAAACAAGAGGGAAAAUCUUUAGCUGACAUACAGAAUGUAGCUUCCCCAGCUCUCACACUUAACACUGAGUUAGUUAGUGCAAUUAAUUCACUAGUUCAGAAAUGCCAAACUGCCUCACCAGUAGAAGCACAGAAUUACAGGAAACUGCGCACAUUUUCUGGACUGACUCCUACACCAAAUGGGAAGGAAGACUAUGAGGUAUCGGCUGAACACACUACACAUAUUCUCGAAGAAUGGCAGUGUUCUGACAAUGUGAAGAAACAGAGGCUAGUGGAAUGCCUUAGAGGGCCCACAGCAGAUAUUGUGAUGUUUGUGAAGGUUGAAAAUCCUUCAGCUACUUCUUGUGACUACCUGAAGGCUUUAGAUACAGCAUUUGGUCCUACAGAGAAUGCAUCUGAUCUGAUGGUGAAGUUCAGAAAUACCUUCUAA
This is a messenger RNA of Erpetoichthys calabaricus (reedfish), 783 nucleotides long. Its product is annotated as paraneoplastic antigen Ma1-like. NCBI's taxonomy places the organism in Eukaryota, Metazoa, Chordata, Cladistia, Polypteriformes, Polypteridae. Bases 1 to 783 code for a protein of 260 amino acids. The record is from RefSeq and is a predicted model, not a curated record. The transcript has a single exon.